Molecule: messenger RNA, 149 nt
Organism: Eimeria tenella
Lineage: Eukaryota; Apicomplexa; Conoidasida; Eucoccidiorida; Eimeriidae
Product: microneme protein, putative
Exons: 2
Source: RefSeq, a predicted model, not a curated record
AUGCUCAGAAAACGAAAAGAAUGCCUCAGAGGAGGAGCUCAAGGCGCUGUAGCUCCAGGAAUUGCAGAAGCUGUCACCGGCUUCCGCGACAGCGGGCCCACCACGGCGAAGACGAAGGCGGCGACGGACGAGGGCACAAUGCGGGCGAU